AUGCUGGUGCACACUUACUCCGCCAUGGAGCGCCCCGACGGGCUGGGCACAGCGGCUGGCGGGACCCGCCUGUCGUCCCUGCCCCAGGCGGCCUACGGACCCGCACCGCCACUGUGCCACACGCCCGCCGCCUCUGCCGCCGCGGACUUUCAGCCUCCCUACUUCCCGCCGCCCUAUCCGCAGCCGCCGCUGGCCUAUGGCCAGGGCCCCGACGCCACCGCCGCUUUUCCGCACUUGGCCGCGGACCCCUAUGGCGGCCUAGCGCCACUGGCACAGUCACAGCCCCCGCAGACCGCUUGGGCCGCGCCCCGGGCUGCCACCCGCGCCCACGAUGAGCCGCCCGGCUUGCUGGCGCCACCCGCCCGCGCUCUGGGCCUCGACCCACGCCGGGACUACGCUGCCGCGGUGCCCCGGCUCCUGCACAGCCUGGCCGACGGCGCGCACGGCCUGGCAGAUGCUCCCCUUGGUCUCCCGGGGCUAGCGGCGCCCCCCGGCCUGGAGGAACUGCAGGCGAUAGAUGACCCGGGAAUGAGCCUCCUGGACCAAUCCGUGAUCAAGAAAGUCCCCAUUUCCUCCAAAGCCGGCAGCCUCUCCACCCUCUCACUGGCCAAAGACAGCCUGGUUGGCGGCAUCAGCAACCCCAGCGAGGUCUUCUGCUCCGUGCCUGGCCGCUUGUCGUUGCUCAGCUCAACAUCCAAGUACAAGGUGACCGUGGGGGAGGUGCAGCGACGACUCUCACCUCCGGAGUGCCUCAACGCCUCCCUCCUGGGGGGUGUCCUCCGAAGGGCAAAGUCCAAGAAUGGGGGCCGGUGUCUGCGGGAACGUCUGGAGAAGAUUGGGCUCAACCUGCCAGCUGGCCGUCGGAAGGCAGCCAAUGUGACUCUGCUGACCUCACUGGUGGAAGGAGAAGCUGUGCACCUGGCUCGGGACUUCGGCUAUGUUUGUGAGACUGAGUUUCCAGCCAAAGCAGCUGCUGAGUACCUGUGCCGACAGCAUGCUGACCCUGGGGAACUGCACAGCCGCAAGAGCAUGCUGCUGGCUGCCAAGCAGAUCUGCAAGGAGUUUGCAGACAUGAUGGCUCAGGACCGCUCCCCCCUGGGCAAUAGCCGCCCAGCACUCAUCCUGGAGCCUGGGGUACAGAGCUGUCUGACACACUUCAGCCUCAUCACCCACGGCUUCGGGGGGCCUGCCAUCUGUGCUGCCCUCACUGCCUUCCAGAACUACCUGCUAGAGUCACUCAAAGGACUGGACAAGAUGUUUCUAAGCAGUGCGGGGAGUGGGCAUGGAGAAACCAAGGCUUCAGAGAAGGACACCAAGCAUCGGAAGUAACUGUCUUGUCCUACUAAGUAACUCCCAAUGCCUGAGAUGAGGCCUUGGCUACUGUGGUGGCCUUGCUGGGAUUCCAGUAAGGCCAGGGAGAACAUUUAUCCAGAAACCCAGAGUGGACCUGGUUGGGUCCAGAGGAGGAGGUUUCUGGUAAGUCUCCAACAGGAAAAUGUCAUGGAAAAGUGUGGUUUAUGGGACAGAGCUCUUCCCACUGAGAUGCCUGGGCAGCAGUGGGUGCCCCAAGCCAGAGGCACUACUGAGAAGUUAGUGACCUUCACUCCAGAAGUCUAGCCCGGGGGACAUGUGGGCUGGCAGGAGGCCCCAGUGGGCUCUUUGGAUCCUUCCUGCUCCUGGGGGCAGGAGAGGCCCCCAGGAACAAAGAUGGUACAGCACAAACCACAGAACUUGAGCCCAGGCUGUACAUCACAGACUUGCUGCUGUCCGUCCUAUUUAUUUAUGUAUAAUA
Molecule: messenger RNA, 1792 nt
Organism: Mesocricetus auratus (golden hamster)
Lineage: Eukaryota; Metazoa; Chordata; Mammalia; Rodentia; Cricetidae
Gene: Tfap2e
Product: transcription factor AP-2 epsilon
Exons: 7
Coding region: 1-1329 (442 amino acids)
Biological process (GO): regulation of transcription by RNA polymerase II; anatomical structure development; regulation of cell population proliferation
Cellular component (GO): nucleus
Molecular function (GO): RNA polymerase II transcription regulatory region sequence-specific DNA binding; DNA-binding transcription factor activity, RNA polymerase II-specific
Source: RefSeq, a predicted model, not a curated record